GUUGCUUUCUUUGGUUUUGGUCAAGCUGCCGACAUUUCAAUAAAGCUUGACGAUGCUGAUACGAGAAAGGUUGCCAAAAUACGUGGUGAAGAUGGAGGCCAGGAAGCUCAUUAUUUAUUUUAUGAUGGAGAGUCAGUUUCCGGCACUGUUAAUAUUGCCGUGAAAAAAAAGCUAGAUCAUCAAGGAAUUCGUAUUGAAUUCAUAGGGCAAAUAGAGAUUUAUUAUGACCGUGGAAAUCAACAUGAUUUUAUAUCCAUGGUAAAGGAAUUGGCUCGCCCAGGUGAAAUUACGCAGAACACAAGUUUUGCUUUCGAUUUUCAACAGGUGGAGAAACCAUACGAGUCGUAUAUUGGAACCAAUGUUAAGCUGAGGUACUUUUUGCGAGUUGUUGUUGUAAGGAGGCUUACAGAUAUAGUCCGAGAAAUGGAUGUUAUUGUGCAUACGUUGAGUUCGUAUCCCGAUACGGAUAACAGUAUCAAAAUGGAAGUUGGUAUUGAGGACUCCCUUCACAUUGAAUUUGAAUAUAACCGUUCAAAGUAUCAUCUAAAAGAUGUGAUAGUUGGAAAAAUUUACUUUCUUCUCGUUCGAAUAAAAAUCAAGUAUAUGGAAAUAGCAAUAAUCAAGAAAGAGACUGUUGGCACACCUCCCAAUGUAUUUAGUGAGAAUGAAAAUAUAGCGAAAUAUGAAAUAAUGGAUGGCGCUCCUGUGAAAGGUGAGUCUAUUCCAAUUCGACUAUUCCUUUCUGGUUACGAACUUACCCCAACGAUGCGUGAUAUCGCAAAAAAGUUUUCUGUAAGAUAUUAUCUGAACCUUGUGUUAGUGGAUGAGGAAGAUCGACGAUAUUUUAAGCAACAGAUUUAUAUAGCUAAAAAGCUUUUCUUAGUUCUUUUGAGCUUUCAAAAAUGUUCUUUCAUUACAUCGGUAUCACAAGACAUCAGGAUCGGUGAGGAAGAUGUGGUGAAUUGA
This is a messenger RNA of Enterobius vermicularis (human pinworm), 966 nucleotides long. The record is from the annotation of a GenBank genome assembly. NCBI's taxonomy places the organism in Eukaryota, Metazoa, Nematoda, Chromadorea, Rhabditida, Oxyuridae.